AUGAAGGCGCUGAUCCUCGUCGGAGGCUUCGGCACGCGGCUGCGGCCGCUCACGCUGUCAUGCCCCAAGCCCCUGGUGGAAUUUUGCAACAAGUCCAUUGUGAUGCACCAGAUCGAGGCGCUCGUGGCGGUGGGGGUAACAGAGGUGAUUCUGGCUGUCAACUACCAGCCGCAAGUGAUGCUGGCAGCGCUCGAGUCCAUGGAGAAGAAGUACCAUAUCAAGAUCUCAUGUUCCCAUGAGACUGAGCCGCUGGGUACCGCCGGCCCAUUGGCGUUGGCCCGUGAGCUGCUGGACGACGGCGACCCGUUCUUCGUAUUCAACAGCGACGUCAUCUGCGAGUACCGACUGGAAGAUUUCCUGGACUUCCACAAGGCCCACGGAGCCGAGGGCACCAUCAUGGUGACUCGUGUGGACGAGCCGUCCAAGUACGGUGUGGUGAUCUCCGAUGCUGACGGACAAAUCCAACGCUUCGUGGAGAAGCCGAGGGAGUACGUGGGCAACAAGAUCAACGCUGGCAUCUACAUUUUUAACCGAGAAGUGCUGGACCGCAUCCAGUUGCGACCGACGUCCAUCGAGAAGGAGAUCUUCCCACAGAUGGCAGCCGAGGGAAAUCUCUUCUCGAUGGUGUUGCCAGGAUACUGGAUGGACAUCGGCCAGCCCAAGGAUUUCCUCUCGGGUAUGUGUCUGCACUUGGACUACGUGGAGCGCACGAACGCAGAUGCUCUGUCCACAGGCCCAAAGUUCAUUGGCAACGUGAUGGUGGACCCCACGGCAGUGAUCGGAGACGGAUGUCUGAUUGGACCCAACGUUGUGGUCGGACCUGGAUGUGUCAUUGAAGACGGUGUUCGACUUAGUCGAACGACGCUGCUUCGUGGUGUGACAGUCCGCGCAAACUCGUGGAUCCAGUCAAGCAUUAUCGGAUGGGGCUCCACUAUUGGCCGAUGGUGCCGAAUUGAGGGAAUCACUGUUGUCGGUGAAGACGUGCAGGUGAAGGAUGAGAAGUUUAUCAACGGCGGUCUCAUCCUGCCACAUAAAGCCAUCUCAGCCAGCAUUCCCGACCCUGGUACCAUCGUCAUGUGACCCGACUCCUCAGCUUAACCAUCCUGGUGUUUGUUUGCAUUACCUACCGUUCGAACAAAUUUUAACCACAUUUGCCAUCCAAACAGGAGCUAUAUUAGCUUUAAUAGGUAUGCCCAUCCACCUACCUAAUCGCCACUACCUGCCUAUUCUUCCACACGCACAUGUAUGCAAUUGUAUCUCUCACUUUUGAUAGACACAAGUGAUCGCAGCGUUCAGCCAGCUACUUGAGCGGCAUCGAGAGCGAUCUUUCCUCACUCGAGCCAGACGACGAAGAAGACGUGAGAGUCGAAUUUCCGUCCGGAGAAAGAGCAGCACGAGGGUCGUCGUUCACGCGGAUGCGGAGCUGGUGCAUUUCCGUUUCCCACUUGGUCUCGAGAUGUUCAAUGUGGUUGCGCAGCGUGCGAAUCUCCUCCACCAUGCCGGCGUAAUUGUCCUCCGCAGCCUUGCGAAGUUUGCUGCGGUCGCGCCGGCGGUAGGCAAAUUUCAUAGUCUCACCGAAAGCCACCAUAACCAGUGCGAAGACCAUCGAGAACAUCCAUUCGUACCAUUCAAUGUGCGAGAAGCCGAAGAGAUCGUCACUGAUGACGGGAAUCUUCGUGACGGACAGCGUCAAUGCCAACGAGCCCACAGCCGCCAUCUGCAUCCACUUGUUAGUGAACAUGUCCUUGAAAACAGACUUCGUAAAGCUGCGAGCUGUGUAGGCACGUAACAUCUCCAUCGUCGUGAUGUAGACGAAAGCCAUCGUCUGAGAGCGUGACGUUCCUUCCGACACGCACUCGUAGUCGCCACCAUAGCACAGCAACUUGUCGCUCUCGUAGAAGUCCAGCGAUCGGAUGCUCUCGUCGAACAGGUACGUGCCGUCAAGUGAGCGUGCUCCACAGUUGCUGUACGCCUGGCGCUCGUUGCCCAGCCCCAUCCAGCGAGAGCACACCACAUUCCUGUACGCCUCUUCGCCCUUGUCCGUGUCGAUGUCGGCGGUGAUGUCAUCGAGGAAAACGUUCUCAAAGUUCCAGUAGAGACCGCACGUGAACACAAGCAGAGCUCCAAAAGCGAUCAAGAAGGCGUUCGACAGCACAAUGACCCAAAGUCGGCCGAAAAUGAUGCGCUCCGAACGAGGACGCGGACGCUCCGACAUGACUGUACCAUCGCCCUUCUCCAGACUGAGUGCCACCGCAGCCAUACCAUCGGCGAACAGGUUAAGCACUAGGAUCUGGAGUGGCUCCAAAGGAUUCGGCAUACCGGCGGCUAUAGCCGUGAAAAUGAGCGUGAUUUCGCCAAAGUUGGUCGACAACAGGAAACACACGAAGCGUUGGAUGUUGCCAUAAAUCUCGCGGCCUUUCUCGACAGCGGACACGAUACUGCAGAAGUUAUCGUCGGUCAGGAUCAUAUCUGAAGCUCCCUUGGCGACAGCGGUACCUGCGAUUCCCAUGGCCACACCGAUGUCGGCUUCCUUCAACGCUGGUGCAUCGUUGACACCGUCGCCAGUCAUGGCCGCCACGUGACCUUGACGCUGCAGAGACUUAACGAUCUCGAUCUUGUCUUCGGGUUUCGCACGGGCAAACACGGAGACUUGACUCGUGAUUUCAUCCAGCUCAGCAUCAGACAGAUACUGGUUUUGACGCGGACGCAGCACACCACAGUCCACUGCUUGAGAGUCGGCAUCAGCGCCGUCAGGAAGCAGGUCGAUAUCACGAGCGAUAGCCACCGCCGUCUUGAGGUAGUCACCAGUGAUCAUAACAGUCCGGAUCGAAGCCUCACGAGCCGUAUGAAUCGCGUUCUUCACCCCCUCUCGCGGAGGAUCAAUGGAGGCGACGAGGCCGACGAAGAUCAGAGGUGCACAGAGGGCCUCGAACUUGGCUUCGACAUCUUCCUCGUCGUCUGAGAAGGGCAUCCUAUCCAGUGGGCGAAUAGCAACUGCAAGGACUCGAAGGGCUUGCGACGACAGGGCAUCAACGGCCUCCAAAAUGGUAUUACGGUCACGAUCGUGCAUCGGCGUGACAGCUCCAUCCUUGCGUAGCAGCUGCGUGCAGUUCUUGGCAAUGUAGUUGGGAGCACCCUUCACAUUCGCGACCAUCAUCGUUUUGGCAGGGAGCUGGAGCAUAUCCAAGCGGGGCUCACCGGCCGGAAGCUCGUUGACUGUAAUCAUCAUCUUCCGUGUGGACGAGAACGGGACUUCGGCGACUCUCGGGUGUGUCUUCAUGGCUUCUUCACGCCAGAUGCCUGCUUUAGCGGCAGCAACAACCAGUGGCGCUUCAGACGAAUUCCCCAUGGGCACCCACAUUGGUGCACCGGUGUCGCUUUCCUCCUGCUGCAAACUCGUGUUACUGCAAAGCACUGCUGACAACAACGUGGUGCGCACUGGGAUUGACACGGACGGAGCCUUGAUCUGGCUCACACCGUUGUGGAGUAUGUCACCGGUCGGGUUGAAGCCCGUGCCCGUGAUGUCGUACACGACUGAGUCGCUCCACAUCUUGACGGCCGUCAUCUUGCCCUCAGUCAGCGUUCCGGUCUUGUCCGUGCAAAUGACUGAGCUGGCACCCAGAGACUCAACAGCAGCCAGUUUCCGGACAAGGACGUUCUUCUUCACCAUGUCGGCCGUGCCGGUGGACAAACAGAUCGUCACCACCAUUGGAAGACCCUCGGGUACAGCACUAACAGCCAAGGAGACGGCGAUCAUCACCACAUAAAGUGUGACAGACCGCUCCGGGUUCUUGGGGUCCGCGUUGCCGCGGACCAUGCCGACAAUGAAGACAAUCACACACACUCCCAGCACGACGGUGCCCAUAAACACGCCCAGCUUGUGCAGACUUUCCUGUAGAGGAGUCAUCUUGGGGUAGUACUUGUCCACAAAGCGACGCCACCAAUUGGGGCGCUUCGAGCCGUCCGCACCACCUCCCUGUAGUAGAGCAGCAAUGGACCCCACACGGGUCUUCAUGCCUGUUUCCAAGACAACUCCAGUGGCGUUGCCCGUUGCCACUGAAGUAGAGGCGAACACCAUGUUGUCAGCCGUCAGCUUCUCGCUGCGACUCAUGUCGGCGUCGUAUUUCUUGAGCACGUCUUCGGACUCGCCCGUCAAGAUCAUCUCAUUGACCUUGAAGUCCGAGCUGUGGAGGAGGCGGAUGUCGGCCGGCACAAUGUCUCCAGUCGUCAGCACAACAAUGUCGCCAGUGACCAGCUGCUCGCUCGGGAUCUGGACUUGACGGCCGCCGUCACGUAGCACGACGCACUGAGGAGACGUCAUCUUCUGCAACGCCUCGAGCGCGUUGCUGGCGUUGCGUUCUUGGACUGUAGCGAUGACGGCGUUCAGCGUCACGAUGGCGAUGAUGGCCAGACCUUCCACGUACUCUUGCAGAGCGAUGGAGGCCAGGGCCGCAGCCAUCAGCAGACCGAUGAUCACGUUGGUGAACUGCAGUAGGAAGAUGAUGUACACGGGUGCUCUCUUCUCUGCCUUCAGAGAAUUGGGGCCGUUCUCGACCAGACGCUUGCGCGCGUCCUCACUGUCCAGGCCGAGCUUGGCGUCCACUCCAAAACCCUCCAGGAUGGUAGCCACGGGCUUCUCGUGCCAGGCCCAUUGGUCCUCUCGGUGAUCGACUUCGGCGAAGGAUUCGCGGGUCUUGCGCGGGUCCAUGGCCACGACACGCUCAGCGUCGCUCAGGAAUCGGUCGCGGUGCGAAGAUCGGCGCUCGAGGUCAACGUCAUUGUCGACCAGUUGUAGUUUGGUGUCCUCUGCGCCCUCGGCGCGGCCGGCGCUGGCUCUAGGAGUGUGCGCUGCAGCGUAAGAGAAAGAAGAGGAUGGCGGCAUCUCCUCGGCCGCGGCCUCGUCUUGUAGAGACGACGCUUGCCUCAGUUCGCUCGGGUCCACGCAUGAUUUUUUGCCAUAUAAGUCUGGGGGGUCAACCAUUCAAGGGGGGAGGGCGACGCUGGCUGGCGGAACAAAGAGGCCGGACGGAAGCUCUUGGACGACGGAGGCGAGUGCGCACUGGG
This is a messenger RNA of Phytophthora infestans T30-4, 5064 nucleotides long. Its product is annotated as mannose-1-phosphate guanyltransferase beta, putative. Gene Ontology annotation, cellular component: cytoplasm. Bases 1 to 1080 code for a protein of 359 amino acids. The transcript is spliced from 5 exons. Gene Ontology annotation, biological process: GDP-mannose biosynthetic process; cell wall mannoprotein biosynthetic process. The record is from RefSeq and is a predicted model, not a curated record. Gene Ontology annotation, molecular function: mannose-1-phosphate guanylyltransferase (GTP) activity; GTP binding. Lineage: Eukaryota; Oomycota; Peronosporomycetes; Peronosporales; Peronosporaceae.